Williopsis jadinii is the source of this 682-nucleotide messenger RNA. RefSeq names its product DUF4259 domain-containing protein. The record is from RefSeq and is a predicted model, not a curated record. Bases 25 to 465 code for a protein of 146 amino acids. NCBI's taxonomy places the organism in Eukaryota, Fungi, Ascomycota, Saccharomycetes, Phaffomycetales, Wickerhamomycetaceae. The transcript has a single exon.
AAAGAUUUCAUUCGCUAAACAAGAAUGGGUGCUUUUGGUGUGUACGUCUUUGACGAAGAUAUGGCAUGCGAUGCUCUUGCUGGUGCUCUUCACUUGGAGAAUCCUCUUGAUGAGUUCCUCAAGCAGUUCAGGGCAUCCAUCGAGACCGACUACCUCGAGAUCGACGAUUGUGGUUACACCUUAGCCUACACUAUCCUUCUGCUUGGCUUAAAGGACAUUCAGAUAAUCAAUAAGAUGGAUGAUGCCGAGUUGGGUUCACCAUAUAGAGAAAACGUUCUCAGAUUCAUCGAGAAUAACAGGGCUGAUUGGCUUCACGUUGUGAAUAAAGGCUUGUACUACGACGCUGCUAAAGCUGCAAUUGACGCAGUUUUAAGUGAAAAAAGUGAAUCAAGAGAGCUCUGGGCUGAUACGGAUAGCCUUCAAGAUUGGAUAAACGUUGUCAAUGGCCUAAAAUCUGAGCUUUGAGUUGGAGUUGAUAGACAUGUUCUUGGAGCCCUGUGUACGCAGUACGAAAUACUAUGGGGCCGGCUGAAAUUUGGUCGGAGAAACUCGGUCCUCUUCCCAAAUUCUCUAGAGAGACUUUAGCGUAACACUUAUCAAAAUCGAAGCAAAACAUGGAAUGUUUUAGAUCUUUGGUAGUUAUAUACACAUACUCUACGUUGCAAAUACAAACAUCCACGAC